CCAAGCCGGGGGGGGGGAGAGGAACACGAAGAAGCUUAGGGAGGGAAGGGAGGGAGAGAGCGAAGCCAAGGGCCCCCAUCCACACCGUGAGAGGCAGCAGCCGGGCCCCGCGCCGAGCAAGCGCGAAGCCGCAGCAGGCCGCCGCCGCGAGAUUCCGGCAGGCGCAAAUUCUCCAAUCCCCCUGGGGGUUCCGCCCAAUCCCGAUUGCUCCGCGGGAGGUCAGCUCAAUUCCUGCUGUUUUCCGUCGUGAUUCGUUUCGGUCCGGCGCGGUUGGCGGGCCAUUCUCGCCGGAGAUCCAGGCGGUUGCGAGCUCGCCGGUGCUUCGGCGGGGCUGGGAUCAUGCCUCCAUUGCUCUAGGGUUUGGUCAGGUAACACAAUUCGCUUGUCCGAGUCGCCGCCUGUAUGCUUGAUUCGGGCCAGCCGCGCCGCUUCUGGGGCAGUUGUUUGGUAUCUCGGCAAUUGGCGCCGGGCCAGUGGAGAUGAGAUCCCCUCCGUGUCCGGGGAGCUGGGAAUUGGUCUACGGGCUCGCGCUCUGCAGGAAGCGGCAUAAGCCCUAGUGAUUUGUUUGAUCCGAGCUGGUGCGAUUCGUGAGUUCUCUACUCCCAAUCAUCAGGUUUUGGGGUUCGAGGGGGUGGUAGUUAUUAUGGACACAGUAAGGGAGGAGGCGUGGCCACUGCCUGCACGCCAGCAGCUGCAGCAACAGCCACCAGCGUCUCCAGGUCCACGACCGCAGCAGCAGAAUGGUCGUGUUGAUCUCCGGGAGCUGAAGGCUCAGAUGGAGAAACGGCUUGGUCCGGACCGGUCGCGGCGCUACUUCAGCUACUUGAGUGGCUACCUAUCACAGAGGCUCAGUAAGCCAGAUUUUGACAAGGCGUGCCUGCUUACCUUGGGGCGGGAGAACCUCCGGCUGCACAACCGGCUCAUCCGCUCGGUUCUCUACAAUGCCUACCAGGCACAGUGCCCACCUCCACCAUCAGAUGUCGGGAGGUCUGUUGGAGCAUCGACAAAGAAGGUUUCUCAGGCUGCUGAAGCGUUUAAUUCUUGCAAUGGGGAUGUCAGGCUGUUGCAGGUGCAGGGAUCAAGGUCAAUGGGCACAGUGCAAGAUCAUCAGUUAAAAGACCGGAUCAAACACAUGGGGCCGAAUGGUAGGGUGGAGGCUGCUGCCAAUCACACCCAAUUUGUUCAAGGGGGGGCUGCAGUACAAGAGAAUGGCACCCUAAGUUCACUUGAGUUGAAGAGAUCAAUGUGUCUUCAACAAUGUGAGUCCGCAGAACCGUUAGGAAAGCGUCUGCAUGUGGAACAGUUGCUACCUGAAAAUAUGCUUAAGCAAAGAAGAGUUAUGAGUGAUGCUGCAGAUCAUUCUGCUCGAAUGUCAAAAAGUCCUGUACGAGCUCCGCUUGGGAUCCCCUUCUGUUCAGCAAGUGCAGGUGGGGCAAGGAAAUUACUGCCGCCACCAAUUAGUGCAGGUGAAGAUCGCUUUAGCAGCUUUUGUGAGCAUGGGCAGCUGUUAAACACGGAGGUGUUGCGUAAGCGAAUGGAGAAAACAGCAGAAGCACUGGGUCUAGCAGGUGUCACAAUGGAUUGUGCUGACCUUCUGAAUAAUGGCCUGGACCUGUACUUGAAGAACCUGAUUAGGUCAACUGUUGAGUUAAAAGGAUCCGGUGUUCGAGGUGAUACAAGAAAAGGGGCAUCGUACAAGCAGCAUUCCCAGGGAAAGCAAAUUAAUGGUGUUUGGUUGCCGAACCAUGUUCAGAUGCAACCAAGCAGUGGACCAUCAGGAGCCACAAAUGAGACCAGAAGUCACCACUUGAUCUCUGUUGAUGAUUUCAGGGUAGCAAUGCAGUUAAACCCUCAACAGCUUGGGGAGGACUGGCCAGUCCUUCUUGAGAAGAUAUCAAUACGUCCCUCGGAGGAAAAUGACUGACAGAUGGAGGUUGCUAGUUCAGAUGAAAUUUUGUCCGAUGUACUUCUCCCUGCCCCAUCUGAUGUAUAUUUGAGCUGAAGUAACAAUACUGCAGUCACAUCACAGAAGAUGCAUGUUUGGGGAUCAAGGCAGAAUUCUGCUCCCAGAUUUUAGUGAAAGAAAGUCAUUCUUUGUCCUGAUAAAUGUUGCCCCAAUAAAAGAAAUCAUCUUCUGUUCAUGCUGCUUAGGCCUCAUUGGCACUCCUGAUGUGGAGACUGUUACAUCCAUAAGUCCCGACUUCUAUGUAACAUUUCGCAUAAAGGGACAGAAGACAGCAGAAUGCAAGAGCUGUCUUGUAACUUAUAGGGAAAUGUUCUGUAAGUUUCUAGGUCAGGAUGUACAUUAUUGAUUGCAAAAUUUUCUAGAGUAUCUUCAGUACUAAUUUCAGGAUCUUGGAUGUUAAUUUUAUUUAAAUUCUUUGUAACUGUUUUUGCAAGUUAUAUUUUAGAUCGGUAAUACUCUUUUUGUCUCUCAA
This is a messenger RNA of Brachypodium distachyon (stiff brome), 2438 nucleotides long. RefSeq lists its product as uncharacterized. Gene Ontology annotation, biological process: regulation of transcription by RNA polymerase II. Lineage: Eukaryota; Viridiplantae; Streptophyta; Magnoliopsida; Poales; Poaceae. Gene Ontology annotation, cellular component: SAGA complex. Gene Ontology annotation, molecular function: transcription coactivator activity. The record is from RefSeq and is a predicted model, not a curated record. The transcript has a single exon. Bases 644 to 1924 code for a protein of 426 amino acids.